Messenger RNA from Molossus molossus (Pallas's mastiff bat), 944 nucleotides. RefSeq names its product pseudouridine 5'-phosphatase (gene PUDP). The coding region runs from base 13 to 708 and encodes 231 amino acids. The record is from RefSeq and is a predicted model, not a curated record. Lineage: Eukaryota; Metazoa; Chordata; Mammalia; Chiroptera; Molossidae. Gene Ontology annotation, molecular function: phosphatase activity. The transcript has 4 exons.
GACGGCGGCACAAUGGCGGCGCCCAUGCCCUCACCACGGCCUGUCACCCACCUACUCUUUGACAUGGACGGCCUCCUGCUGGACACCGAACGGCUCUACUCGGUGGUGUUCCAGGAAAUAUGUGGCCGCUACGGGAAGACCUACUCCUGGGAUGUCAAGUCCCUCGUGAUGGGCAAGAAGGCCCUGGAGGCGGCCCAGAUCAUCAUCGACACCCUGCAGCUGCCCAUGUCCAAGGAGGCGCUGCUGGAGGAAAGCCAGGAGAGGCUGCAGGACCUGUUCCCCACGGCCGCGCUCAUGCCAGGGGUGGAAAGGCUGAUCCAGCAUCUGCGAGAGCGGAAGGUGCCCAUGGCCGUGGCCACCAGCUCCGGCUCGGCGUCCUUCCAGAUGAAGACCAGCAGGCACAAGGAGUUCUUCGCUCUGUUCGACCACAUCGUUCUGGGGGACGACCCUGAAGUGAGCAAGGGCAAGCCGGAUCCAGACAUCUUCCUGGCCUGUGCGCGGAGGUUCUCCCCUCCCGCGCCUGUGGACAAGUGCCUUGUCUUCGAGGAUGCGCCCAAUGGGGUGGAGGCCGCCCUGGCAGCCGGGAUGCAGGUGGUCAUGGUUCCAGACGGGCAUUUGCACCGAGAGUUGACGACAAAGGCCACCGUGGUCCUGGCUUCCCUGCAGGACUUCCAGCCCGAGCUGUUCGGGUUGCCCCCCUACGAGUGAGAGCUGUACCCUCGGAGCGAGGUGCGCCCUCGGAGGGAGAGGUGCCCAUGCCCUUCCUGUGUCUGCCUGCUGGGGCCUGGCCCUGCCGCAGGGCGGAGCUCAGGGCCUAGCCCGCAGGAGGACACCCCUCCCACGCUGCCAGCCCUACACCGCCUCAGGACGCCUGCCUUCCUCCACGGCCUCCGCCAGCCGCGCCUGGACCUGCAGGGACGCAGAACACACAGCCCAGGUCACAG